Canis lupus familiaris (dog) is the source of this 5060-nucleotide messenger RNA. RefSeq names its product rhomboid 5 homolog 1 (gene RHBDF1). Gene Ontology annotation, molecular function: serine-type endopeptidase activity. The coding region runs from base 2124 to 4799 and encodes 891 amino acids. The transcript is spliced from 22 exons. Gene Ontology annotation, biological process: regulation of protein secretion; regulation of epidermal growth factor receptor signaling pathway. The record is from RefSeq and is a predicted model, not a curated record. Gene Ontology annotation, cellular component: endoplasmic reticulum membrane. Lineage: Eukaryota; Metazoa; Chordata; Mammalia; Carnivora; Canidae.
CCCGAGGCCCAGCACUGCCCUGGCCUGCGUGCACUCUGCUCCUCCCAACGUGUCCAGCGCCCUUCCCCGUUAGCCGGCAGGAGGCUUGCGACCGAGCCGUCACCCAGCCACUCUGACACCUGACGCAUGAGGGCCUGGUAAUCCCUCGACAUGGGAUUCAAACUCCCAACCCUGAGAUCAAGAGGUACACGGUCCACUGAUGGAGCCAUGCAGGCGCCCCCGUCCAAGCUACUCUUAGAGACCAGAGGUUGCAGACACACACCCUGGCCCAGGGGCUCAAGGGGCUCAGCCAGGAAGACGCCUCUGCCCAGAUGCUGUCCGGGCUGCACGGCUGGAGACGACGACCCGGACCCUCCAGCAAGGCUGCUCCCCUGGGAUGACCAACACCUCUGGACACCGCCUCACGACACCCUGGUGGCGAAGUCCUCCCCAGCUGAGAGUGACCGAUUCAGACCCCGAAAGCUGUAACAGGAACAGACGAGACAAACCUUGUGAACAGCUUUAGUGCGGAGGUCAGACCGCGCACGACUCCUGCUGCAUCGGCCAGACGGAGCAGCCACCUGGUAGGCUGUCCCAAGGUGCAAACGGAGCGCCACACCUGCAGUCCUCAGCCCCAUGCCGGGCCCUGCGAGGCCUUGGGAAAGGACUGCACGGAGGACAGGCCGUCGGAGGCAGCACGGCGCAGCCACUCUGACCCACACGCCCUCCACCCGCACGAGAUGCGCAGGGUGAUGGCAAAGGGCUGCCGGGCCCGAGGAAGGGACAGCGGGCACCCGGGCCCAGGACAGGAGGGCUGGUAUCGGAUUCCCACUCAUUACGCAGACUCCAGACAAACCCCUGACCUUGUCUGCACCGACCCUAUCCAGGAAUUAAUUUUAUACAUUUUUUGCUCUUCUGACCGCGUCAGCCAGGUGCUCCUCUAACCAGAAGUAUAAAGCACGGCCGAGAUGCUGAUGGGACUCAGCCAAGAACGCUGGUGACUGUGGUGUCCUCCACAGUCCCUCCAACCCGGCUGACAUGCGGGCAGGGCUCCCACCGUGCCAUCCCCUCCUCAGAAUGGCCACGGAGGCUUGACAGGAGGGUGAGCACCAGGCGCUCUUCUUUGCUCCAACUCAUGUGCUGAGGGCAUGACACCUGCGGAGUCCCCAGCUACCCUCCUUCAUGACCCAGGAGGUCAUAAUGACAAGGAGCAAGUGGGGCAAAGCCGAGGUCUCCCAAAGGACCCAACCUCCCACCUGCUGCCAAGAGACCUGACCACAUCCGCCCAACUGUUCUAGGGCCAGUGGCUCCACAGCCAGUGGAAGUAGACGAAGCGCAGCUGAGCCCUGGGCCUGGCGACAGCGUCCCCAAGGGCUGGUCUGCAGAGUCCGCCUCCCUGGCGUGUAACCGACCCGUUAUUUUUACUGUAAGUGCAACGAGACGGCUGGUCCACUGAGAGUGGGUGCUGAUGUGACUGUCUCUGCUGGGACGCUGCCACCUGGAGUCCGGUCCCUGCCUGCCUUGCGGCGCUCAGGUCAUUCUGGGUCGGCCCUGGCCCACCCUGGCUGCUGAGGGACUCCUGAAACUGCCCGGGGAUUGAGAGCCUCAGACAGGCCUCAGUUUCCCUAUCAUGGACCUAGAAUCUGAACCUGCCUCACAGGCCUUUGUGAUGACGGUUUGGCCCCAGGACUGGGUACGGCAGGGUGACCGUGCUAUCGUGCUCGGGUGAGCCCUGCCUGGCACCUCACAGGCAUCCCUGGCCCCAGUCACAACUGGUGGCUCCCAGAACAAGGGGCCCCAGAAAGUGACCCGAAGUGUCUGUGCCUGUUUCCACAUCUGCCAAAAAGGAACCAAUCUGUGACAAGAUGGUCAUGAGGAUACGCGGGAGAAGCCAGGUGGGCACGAGACGGGGGCACGCAGAGGAGUACCGGCCGGAGCAGCACCACCUGGAGGAGCACCUGCUGGAGAAGCACGAGCUGGAGGAGCACUGAUCAGAGGAGCACCGGCCUGAAGAACAUCAGCUCAGCCGGAGGAGCACCGACCUGAGCAGCACCACCUGGAGCAGCACCACCUGGAGGAGCACCUGGCGGAGCAGCACCGACCAGCCGUCCGGACGCGGGGCCCGCCCUGCCCCACGCGGAACCAUGAGUGAGGCCCGCAGGGACAGCGCGAGCAGCCUGCAGCGCAAGAAGCCACCCUGGCUGAAGCUGGACAUCCCGGCCGCAGCGCCCCCGGCCCCGGAGGAGCCCAGCUGCUUGCAGCCCCUGAGACGCCAGGCCUUCCUGCGGAGCGUGAGUAUGCCGGCAGAGACCGCCCCCGUGCCCUCACCCCACCCGGAGCUCCGGCGGCUGGGGCUGCAGCGCCAGACGUCCAUCACGCAGACCAUCCGCAGCCGACAGGUGCGCUUUGGGCGUGUCCACACUCUGCCCCUCUUGGGACCCCCUGCUGCCCGUAGGGCUCUCCCCCAGCGCCGGUCUCUCUCUCGGUCCCUGCUCAGGGGCACAGCUGACUGGUUUGGAGUGAGCAAGGACAGUGACAGCACCCAGAAGUGGCAGCGCAAGAGCAUCCGCCACUGUAGCCAGCGCUAUGGAAAGCUGAAGCCUCAGGUCAUCCGGGAGCUAGACCUGCCUAGCCAGGACAACGUGUCCCUGACCAGUACUGAGACCCCCCCUCCACUGUAUGUGGGGCCGUGCCAGCUGGGCAUGCAGAAGAUCAUAGACCCCCUGGCCCGGGGCCGGGCCUUCCGCGUGGCGGAUGACACGGCCGAUGGCCUGAGUACCCCGCACACACCUGUCACGCCUGGUGCCGCUUCCCUCUGCUCCUUCUCCAGCUCCCGCUCGGGCUUCAACCGGUUCCCGCGGCGACGCAAGCGUGAAUCGGUGGCCAAGAUGAGCUUCCGGGCAGCCGCGGCCCUAGUGAAGGGCCGCUCUGUUAGGGAUGGCACGUUGCGCCGGGUGCAGCGCCGAAGCUUCACUCCCGCCAGCUUCCUGGAGGAGGACACAGCUGACUUCCCCGACGAGCUUGACACGUCCUUCUUCGCCCGGGAAGGAGUCCUCCAUGAAGAGCUGUCCACGUACCCAGACGAGGUGUUUGAGUCCCCCUCGGAGGCAGCGCUCAAGGACUGGGAGAAAGCCACGGAGCAGGGCGACCUCACGGGGGGCGCCCUGGACCGCAGCGAGCUUGAGCGCAGCCACCUGAUGCUGCCCCUGGAACGAGGCUGGAGGAAGCAGAAGGAGGGUGGAGCAGCUGUCCCUCAGCCUAAGGUGCGGCUGCGGCAGGAGGUCGUGAGCACGGCGGGUCAGCGGCGCGGCCAGCGCAUCGCCAUGCCGGUGCGCAAGUUCUUUGCCAGGGAGAAGCGGCCGUAUGGGCUAGGCAUGGUGGGCCGGCUGACCAACCGCACGUACCGCAAGCGCAUCGACAGCUACGUCAAACGCCAGAUCGAGGACAUGGAUGACCACAGGCCGUUCUUCACCUACUGGCUCACCUUCGUGCACUCGCUCGUCACCAUUCUGGCCGUGUGCAUCUACGGUAUCGCACCUGUGGGCUUCUCGCAGCACGAGACCGUGGACUCGGUGCUGCGGAACCGCGGGGUCUAUGAGAAUGUCAAGUAUGUGCAGCAGGAGAACUUCUGGAUCGGGCCCAGCUCGGAGGCUCUCAUUCACCUGGGUGCCAAGUUCUCGCCCUGCAUGCGUCAGGACCCGCAGGUGCACAGUUUCAUCCGUGCUGCGCGGGAGCGUGAGAAGCACUCAGCCUGCUGCGUGCGCAAUGACCGGUCGGGCUGUGUGCAGACAUCGGAGGAGGAGUGCUCGUCCACGCUGGCUGUGUGGGUGAAGUGGCCCUUGCACCCCAGUGCCCCAGACCUUGCUGGCCACAAGAGGCAGUUUGGCUCUGUCUGCCACCAGGACCCCAGGGUGUGUGAUGAGCCCUCCUCAGAGGACCCCCACGAGUGGCCAGAUGACAUCACCAAGUGGCCGAUCUGCACCAAAAACAGCGCCGGGAACCACACCAACCACCCGCACAUGGACUGUGUCCUCACAGGCCGGCCCUGCUGCAUUGGCACCAAGGGCAGGUGUGAGAUCACCUCCCGGGAGUACUGUGACUUCAUGAGGGGCUACUUCCACGAGGAGGCCACACUGUGCUCCCAGGUGCAUUGCAUGGAUGACGUGUGUGGGCUCCUGCCCUUCCUGAACCCUGAGGUGCCCGACCAGUUCUACCGCCUGUGGCUGUCCCUCUUCUUGCACGCUGGGAUCCUGCACUGCCUGGUGUCCGUCUGCUUCCAGAUGACCGUCCUGCGGGACCUGGAGAAGUUGGCAGGCUGGCACCGCAUAGCCAUCAUCUACCUGUUGAGUGGUGUCACUGGUAACCUGGCCAGUGCCAUUUUCCUGCCAUACCGGGCAGAGGUGGGCCCAGCCGGCUCGCAGUUUGGCAUCCUGGCUUGCCUGUUCGUGGAGCUUUUCCAGAGCUGGCAGGUCCUGGCACGGCCCUGGCGUGCCUUCUUCAAGCUGUCGGCUGUGGUCCUCUUCCUGUUCACCUUCGGGCUGCUGCCCUGGAUCGACAACUUCGCUCACAUCUCAGGCUUCAUCAGCGGCCUCUUCCUGUCCUUCGCCUUCCUGCCCUACAUCAGCUUCGGCAAGUUUGACUUGUACCGCAAGCGCUGCCAGAUCAUCGUCUUCCAGGUGGUCUUCCUGGGCCUCCUGGCCGGCCUGGUGAUCCUCUUCUACUUCUACCCCGUGCGCUGCGAGUGGUGCGAGUUCCUCACCUGCAUCCCCUUCACCGACAAGUUCUGCGAGAAGUACGAGCUGGAUGCCCAGCUCCACUGAGUCGGCGGGCCGCUGGGCCCGGGGCGCGCACCGGCAGGCCAGAGCUGCCCUGGCCCGCCCCGGGCCUUCUGCGCAGGGCUUGCGUCCUGCCUGCUGCCGGGCCCUGACCUCUCGUGCCUUGUUCACCCUGGUGAACUUAUCGUGCUUCAGGGCAUUUACUACACUAGUUCCCACAAUUAUCUUCUAACUAGUUUCUUGACGACCACUUCAGGUGGCCAAUAAAUGGACUGGGAGCGUUUUAGCUGCCACUAACUUACCGGA